AUGACGGCGGAAAUGCGAGAUAUGAUAAACCAGUUAAUGGGUUCAAAUCGAGCCGAAGAAGAGGGGAGAGUUUUAGUGCCCUAUAAUCACCAUUCGGUAUGUCGGGCAUUUUUACUUGGUUGUUGUCCACAUGAAAUAUUGGCCGACACGAGGCUCGAAUCAUUUGUUGCUUGUAAUAAGAUUCACGAAAGUGCACACAAAGCGGAUUAUGAAAACGCGCAGAAGGAGAAAGAUCAUUUUUAUGACGUUGAUGUGUAUGAGAGGUUGGAGGAGGCCGUUCGCAUUGUUGAUAAGGAGAUAGAACGAACCAAAGAAAAGCUAAAGAGAGAUUGUGAGAACGAAAUAGAUCAGGCCGAAGUUAUGAAGGCUCAGAAGAUUGGCGAAUUGGGGGAGAAGAUAGGUACCACAAUUGUUAAAAUGGAAGCGUUAGGAAAUGAGGGUAAAGUGGAAGAAGCAAUGGAACUUUCAAAAACAAUCGAGGAGCUGAAAAGGAAAAAACGUGAUCUCGAGAAUGAUGUACGAACUGUUCUGAAUACACCUCAAGUGCGUUUGCGUGUCUGUGAAACUUGCAGUGCUCAACUGAGUAUAAUGGAACAUGAAACCCGUCUUGCAGAUCAUUACGGUGGGAAGAUGCAUCUUGGCAUGGAAAGAAUUCGAGAGACUUGUGAAGAAAUGAAAAAAACGAUUGACGAGCGACGAGCAGAAUGGAAGAAGGCGAGACUAGGUCUCACAUACCGUGAUGACGAUAGAGAUUAUAUUAGUCGAGACAGGAGGGAACGGCGGCGAGACAGUCGUGAAAGAGAAAGGGAUUAUAAGCGCAGCAGGCAUGUUUGUUACUAUAUAUCAAUUGCAGAGUCCGUUCCCCGCGGCGACGGCACUCCCGGUCUCGCUCCCCGAGAUCAUCGCGAAAUUACCGUGAUAGAGAUUCAAGGCGUUCUUAUGAAAGGGAAAGGAGACGAAGCCGCGAUCGGCGUUGAAUGGAACGAAUUUGUAAUCCCAACUUUGUGA
Enterobius vermicularis (human pinworm) is the source of this 1008-nucleotide messenger RNA. NCBI's taxonomy places the organism in Eukaryota, Metazoa, Nematoda, Chromadorea, Rhabditida, Oxyuridae. The record is from the annotation of a GenBank genome assembly.